AUGGACAAAUCCGUGCUGGACUUGGAGGAGAUUCUGGGGCCCCGCGAUGAGCAGCUUCUGCAGAAAUUAUCGGCUCACGAGCCUGCAAUACUUGACGAAGUCGUGAAUUACCAUCUUGCUCGUGUAGGGUGCACCACAACGGACACUGCAGCGACACGCCUACUAUCGGUAGCUGUCCAAGUUGUGUUUGAGAAAGCGAUCGAUGAAGCAAAGUUGAUACAUGCAACAUCGCGAGGCGACGUUUCAUCCGGCAGCCGUCGGACAGAUGGAGCCAGUGGCGCCCAGGGUCGCGCUACUCAUCGCAGAUAUGGUCAUCUGGAGGAUUCUACGGCCACAGCCAUAGGGUCAACAUCAGCACUCAGUGAGGUAAAGGAGCUGGACGUUGAAUCUCUGUGCAAGGCGCUGCAAAGAAAUGGCACACUGCCAGUGGGACCUACCUUUGACUUACUACUACAGCCCCUUGGACAAGAAAAAGGAAAACUCAGUUCUUGA
Molecule: messenger RNA, 492 nt
Organism: Eimeria mitis
Lineage: Eukaryota; Apicomplexa; Conoidasida; Eucoccidiorida; Eimeriidae
Exons: 4
Coding region: 1-492 (163 amino acids)
Biological process (GO): DNA-templated transcription initiation
Cellular component (GO): nucleus
Source: RefSeq, a predicted model, not a curated record